This is a messenger RNA of Arthroderma uncinatum, 1431 nucleotides long. RefSeq lists its product as uncharacterized. Lineage: Eukaryota; Fungi; Ascomycota; Eurotiomycetes; Onygenales; Arthrodermataceae. The transcript has 3 exons. Bases 1 to 1431 code for a protein of 476 amino acids. The record is from RefSeq and is a predicted model, not a curated record.
AUGAUGAAGCAGGACACUAUCGGCCAUGUCUUGCUGGUUGCAGCGGCCACCAUCUGCUGUGGAAUCCUUGCAUGGCGUACUCUCAGCCUCGGACGGCAUGUACAGGAAGCCUCCAUCGUCCAGUCAAGAAAAGGCACCAAAAAUGCCCUAUAUACAUACUCUGGCGAGAAUAUCAAGUGGGCAGCAUGUGGCCAGGUCGACAAUUGUCCGUUGGAGUGCAGUUCGAUCGAGGUGCCGAAGGAUCAUUUCAGUAUAAACAACUUUGAUAACGAAACGUUCAACAUCCCAUUAGUUCGGAUGCGUGGGAAGAAUGCCACACAGAAUCUUCUCGUUAACCCUGGUGGCCCCGGUGGCAGCGGGUUCGCUUUCAUGUACGACGAUGCCCUAGAUAUAAUGGAUGUCAUCGACGAAAGCUUUCAUCUCCUGUCCUUCGAUCCGCGCGGCGUCAACUCCUCGCGACCCCUGGCCACCUGCUAUCCCGACCAGGGAACCCGCAAGCGGCUGUCAGAGAUCAGAGCGACCGAUCCGUCUAGAGAUAGCCCUGACGUCUAUGCCUGGACGGCGAACUUUGUGCAUGCUUGUGCUGACACGAUGGGCGAAGCUGGAAGAUAUAUCAACACGCCCCAGACUGCCGCCGAUAUGAACAACAUCCUGGAUGCAGUUAGACAGGACGACAUGCGGGUUAUCAUCGACGGCAUCGCCAACCAUUUCGACUGGUAUGGUGCAUUGAUCGAGGGCAAGGACUUUAUCGACACCGACAAGGUCCUGUACGGAAUCUUCGACGAGUGCGUCAAGGCCGGUUCCAACUGCACAUUAUCUGCUCUCGCGGAUAAUUCAGAGGAGUUAUAUCGAAAGUUCCUCGACCUUACGGCGAAGAUUCGAGCAGAGCCGAUCAGUGUUUACAUCAACAGCACCCUGUACGGUGUCCUCGACUACCAUAGUUUAUGGUUCAACGGGGGGAUCCGACCGAGGCCUUCCUGGCCUAUGGAUUUGGGGAUCCAUCUAAAAGAUGGGCCAUCGGGGCCAAAGUACUGGCCGCAGGGGAGAACAAAUCUACUCGAUAAGCUUCUUCCGUGGUAUGGGAACAGCUCAUUUGCCUUUGCACAAAACAAGCUAUACUAUGCUAAACAACAAUGGCGCAUCCCUCGAACACACGGCUUCGUACCGCGCAUCGAUGUCGAGACCGCCCACCCUCUCCUGGUCCUGUCGAUGACGUUUGACCCCGUCUGCCCUCUCGCAUCGGCAAGGGUCGGUGCAGAAUCAUUCAGAGGGUCAAGGCUCGUCGAGGUGAAGGGAUACGGGCACUGCUCCCAGGCCAUGAAAUCCUCCUGUGCCGUUGCGCAUAUUCGAAACUUCCUCCAGGAGGGUGUCUUGCCGGAUACCCAUGUGCAAUGCGAGGUGGACAAUGAAUACUAUGUCAAACCAGAGUAA